Molecule: messenger RNA, 2146 nt
Organism: Pyrus x bretschneideri (Chinese white pear)
Lineage: Eukaryota; Viridiplantae; Streptophyta; Magnoliopsida; Rosales; Rosaceae
Exons: 2
Coding region: 193-1878 (561 amino acids)
Cellular component (GO): Golgi apparatus
Source: RefSeq, a predicted model, not a curated record
CGCAGUCCUUCACUUCCUCACUCCAAAUCUGACGCGCGCGACAUUAACAGCCGACCCACCGUCCUCAAAACAAAUGUAAACAAAAAAACCAGUGAAGUAAAACUGAAGUCACACACUUUGGUGUCUAUCUCUGCAGAUCUCCAUUAAUCAACUAUCUGACCGGUUUUCCCACCUGGGUUUUCUCGAGAACUCAUGAAAGUAUCGAAUCCGGCCACUGAGCCCAUCGGGCAAAACAUCAUCAAACUCAUCAGCAAUCUCUGUUUCUCAGUUUUUGUCUUUUCGGUGCUUAUAAUUACUGUAAUUGCCAUCACCUACCAACCCCCAGAUCCAUGGCUGGAGUCAGCUCCGGCCUUAACAAAACUCUUCACCGAUUCCGAGAACGCCACUUUCAAAGAUGACAACUCUGUCCUCACAACCGGCGAGGAUUUACCUCUUGCCCCCGCCGUGGCCCCGGUUUCUUCGGGUUUUGCAGUCAUUACGGAGUCUGUGAUUGCGAAAGCCGAGGCCAAGGUCUCUAAUUCGACCAAUUCGACCCUGUCGGACGGGUUGAAUUGUGAGGAUUUGGAGCGAGUGAAUUGCUCUGACCCACGGGCUUUGAUUGCGGUGGAGAGAUUUAAUUUGAGGUGGUUUAAGAACAUUGUGUUUUUGGAGUAUCAAACGCCGGUUAAUGGGUCGAAAGCGGAUGAAUGCGAUGUGUUGUGGAAGUUUAGGAACAAAAAGGAGAAGUCUUGGAGGAAGUAUAGGGAUUUUAGGAGGUUUAAGCUCGGAUUCGGGGUGAAUUGUACUUAUAAGGUGGUGCACGCCGGAAGGUGGCAUUCGGGUAUUAAUGCGAGGAGAGCGAGCAGGAUUAGUAGUAAUGGCACCAGGGGUGGUGGGAAGGCUAGAAUCACCCCACCAGUUCGUGAUGAACAGAUCAAUGAUACGAUCCCUAGCUUGGGAUCGGAUAAGAAUUUUAGGAGGGGGAGGUACUUGUACUAUUCGCGCGGAGGGGAUUAUUGCAAGGGGAUGAACCAGUUCCAAUGGAGUUUCUUGUGUGGUUUAGGUGAGGCUAUGUAUUUGAACAGGACAUUUGUGAUGGAUUUGAGUGUCUGCUUGGCGGGGAGUUAUACUCUGAGUAAUAAAGAUGAGGAAGGGAAAGAUUUUCGGUAUUACUUUGAUUAUGAACAUCUCAAGGAAACCGCCUCAAUUGUGGAUGAGGAUGAAUUUCUGCGGGAUUGGAAGAAGUGGGAUCGGAUCCAUAAGAGGAAAGUGCCCAUUAAGAAGGUCGCAAGCCAUAAGGUGAUGCCAAUGCAGCUCAAGAAAGAGAGGAGCACUAUUAUAUGGAGGCAGUUUGAUGGUCCGGAGCCAGAAAAUUACUGGUACAGGGUGUGUGAAGGACAGGCUGCUAAGUACGUUCAGAGGCCGUGGCAUGCCUUGUGGAAAUCGAAGAGAUUGAUGAAUAUUGUUACGGAGAUCAGCGGGCGGAUGGACUGGGAUUUUGAUGCUGUUCAUGUUGUGCGAGGAGAGAAGGCGCAGAAUAAGCAGCUUUGGCCUCACCUUGAUUAUGAUACGUCCCCAGACAUGCUUCUUAACAAGGUCAAGACGAUGGUGCAGCCUUGGAGGAAUCUGUAUAUAGCCACUAACGAACGGUUCUACAAUUACUUUGAUAAACUGAGGUCUCAGUACAAAGUUCAUUUGCUUGAUGACUACAAAGAACUUUGGAGUAACACGAGUGAGUGGUACAAUGAGACUAGCAAUUUAAACAACGGGCGACCAGUUGAGUUCGAUGGAUACAUGAGGGUUGAAGUGGAUACUGAGGUUCUUUACAGGGCAAAGACGCGUGUGGAAACAUUCUAUAAUUUGACGGCAGAUUGCAAGGACGGAAUCAACACAUGCUGACCAGGUUGGAGAAACAUCUAGUUCCCUAUUCCAUAUUUUGAUUCACUUUUCGAAUGAUACAGUUGAAUUCGUGUGAGGCUUAUUGCUGUUAUUUGCUUGUUCUUCUUUUAUAUUGGAUGUUGGAAUUUCUUAUCGAUCACAGCAAAGUCUAUAUAUGUUGUAUUAUAGAUUCAACUCAUUUUGUUUUUCACAUCAAUUUUAUCUCUUACAAGUUGUAGUUGAUUCCAUUGAACAAAAAAUUGAAUUGAAAAGUGGAGUCGAAGGUUUA